Triplophysa rosa is the source of this 2306-nucleotide messenger RNA. RefSeq names its product interferon regulatory factor 2 binding protein-like (gene irf2bpl). Gene Ontology annotation, cellular component: nucleus. The record is from RefSeq and is a predicted model, not a curated record. Bases 65 to 1564 code for a protein of 499 amino acids. Gene Ontology annotation, molecular function: transcription corepressor activity. NCBI's taxonomy places the organism in Eukaryota, Metazoa, Chordata, Actinopteri, Cypriniformes, Nemacheilidae. The transcript is spliced from 2 exons. Gene Ontology annotation, biological process: regulation of transcription by RNA polymerase II.
CGAGAAGAAGAGGCGCGUUCACCUCUCAGUAAACGAAUAGCGGACUCGAGAGGAGCAGUUCAACAUGUCUUCGGCGCAAGUCUCCUCGUCGAGGAGACAGUCGUGUUAUUUGUGUGAUUUGCCGCGCAUGCCGUGGGCUAUGAUCUGGGAUUUUACCGAGCCCGUGUGCAGAGGAUGCGUGAACUACGAAGGGGCCGACAGGAUCGAGUUCGUCAUCGAAACGGCGCGCCAGCUCAAACGGGCGCACGGCUUUCAGGACGGCAGACCGCCGGGACCCGGGAAACAGCUGUCGGGGAAAGACAUUCAGUCCAUGAACCAUGCGCCGGGUGACCCGGGCUCGCGCCCGCCGCAGCCGCUCGACCGCUACCCGCUGUCCUCCGAGCGCCCGCCCAGGCUCGGACCCGAGUAUCAGUCCGCGCGGCAGGCGAACGGCAUCCCGGUGCCGAACGGAUUCUCGAAACCGGACGACCCGCCGGAGCUGAACCGCCAGAGCCCGAACCCGCGCAGGACUAGCGCCGUUCCGCCCAAUCUCAUGCCUUUGAUGAACGGCGGCAUGAUGAACGGCAGACCGCAGAUCUCGGGGCACGCGCCCGCGGAGCUCGGCGGGAGUAAGCGGCCGGCCUCCGUCUCCAGCACGGAGCACGACAAGGACAGACACAGACCGGACAGCCUGACGCCGGAGAUCGGAGACGGACACAAGGGCCGGGACGACUGGCUGAACAAGAACAAGACGGUUCGGGACAUGAUGACGCUGUACCCGCACGACGGCGGCCGGUUCAAGAAAGAGCACAUGCAGCAGAGGGUCAUGUACGAGACCAGCGCCCCUCCAUCUAAAUCCGAUAGAGGCAAACAUCCCAAGAAUCUCAAGAGGAAAGCCUCGCCCGAGCCGGACGGGGAGGGCACCGCCGUCAAGAUUAACGGGGACGGACAGCAGUGGCUUCCGGCGCCCGGAGAUGGCUUAAAAAUGCCACCUGUUCCUCCGCCCAGCUUCGCUGCCCCCCCUUCCACGAUUUCCCCGCACCCUCGCACCACCCCGCCGGAGGCCGCGAGCGGUGCCGCCGCUCAGAACGGACAAUCUCCCAUGGCCGCUCUCAUUAUGGCAGCGGAUAACGCCGGCGGCAACAGCUCGCCCAAGGACGCCAACCAGGUGCACUCGACGACGCGCAGGAACAGCAGCAGCCCGCUGUCCCCCAACCAGCGGCGACUGGCGCAGAGGGAAGGCUCGGGUGCCGGGACGCCCCACGUGCCCGGCAUGGAUGCGGUACAUCCUCAGAGCAUUCCGGACUCGUCGGUGCCCAGCAGCAUUCCGCUGUGCUGCACGCUGUGCCACGAGAGACUGGAGGACACGCACUUCGUCCAGUGCCCCUCGGUGCCCUCGCACAAGUUUUGCUUCCCGUGCUCCCGGGAGAGCAUCAAAGCGCAGGGGGCCACGGGAGAGGUGUACUGCCCCAGCGGAGAGAAAUGUCCCCUGGUAGGGUCAAACGUGCCUUGGGCUUUCAUGCAAGGCGAGAUAGCGACCAUUUUAGCUGGGGAUGUCAAAGUAAAGAAGGAAAGAGACCCUUAAGUAUAACUAUACCAUAUAUGCUUCCCGCACCAGAAACAGUCAAGUGAAGCGAGUAUAUUUACGGCUGUGUUUUAAAACCCCGCGAGCUGCCUACUAAACCGCGUAUUCGGGCAUCACAGGUGCGCGCGGCGUUUUUUGGGCAUCAUUCAAACUUAAAACGCGCCUGACGUGAACAAAGAUGCGGUGUGUGUGUGCAGCUCGCUGGGUUUUAAAGCACAACUCUAUUUGUUGUGAAUAUUGAAGUUACAGAAAUAGUCCAGUGUACAGAGACAUUUGCGUUUCGCCACGAAGGGGGAGGAGGCGGUGUGCGUGGAAACAUUUUUACGGCACUUUUACGGUUUACGUUAUAACGUUUCUAUUCGAUUUCAUACUCGUUUCCACAUCUACAUGUACAAUCCCAAGCAAAAAAAAUAUUAUUAACGAAUACACUUUUGUGGUAGGUGUAACAAACGAAGCGAGUCUAAGAGAGGGCGUUUGUUGUUUUUUGAUCUUGUCAUUUUUUUGUAUGAUCUUUAAAACAGCGAUUUUUAAUUUGUAUCCCGUGGUCUGAGAAUACAGAUAUAUUUUAUUACGUGAUUUCAUUCUCUCUUUUUGCUUUGAAGUUGCACGGACGCUUUAGUAGAGCUGAAAAUACUGUACAUGAAAAAAAGAAAAGCUCUGUUUGUUUAUACAUAUUUCUGUAGUAACAGAAGACUUGUAAUGUGCCUUGGAGCGGAGUAAAUUGUAAUAAAUUCAUUGAUAU